Molecule: messenger RNA, 1974 nt
Organism: Recurvomyces mirabilis
Lineage: Eukaryota; Fungi; Ascomycota; Dothideomycetes; Mycosphaerellales; Teratosphaeriaceae
Exons: 2
Coding region: 1-1974 (657 amino acids)
Biological process (GO): positive regulation of transcription by RNA polymerase II
Cellular component (GO): nucleus
Molecular function (GO): DNA-binding transcription factor activity, RNA polymerase II-specific; transcription cis-regulatory region binding; zinc ion binding
Source: RefSeq, a predicted model, not a curated record
AUGGACCAAGUCACGCCUCAUGAACAACGCGGGUCCGAGACAAAAGACACUCCACGACCCAAGACGACUCGUAAACGGGUCAGACUGUCGCGUGGCAAGGGCCUGCGAACCAAGGCUGGCUGCACAGCAUGCCGAAAGAAGCACUUGAAGUGCGGAGAGCAACGACCUCAAUGUGUUGCUUGUCACAGGGCUGGUCUUGAGUGCAUCUACACUGGUCCUGCGAACGGCACGACAAAUCAUGGUCGCGUCGCUUCCAGGACACCUCAUCAUAUUACUGGCCUAGCCGGCUCGAAUAACUCGGAUCAUGGCCGAGCGACCGGUGAUGGGCGAACUCUGCAGUCCUCGAGCCAGCCCGAGGCUGAAAUGUCCAGGUCAUCUGUGAAGGCCGUCUACGCAGCUUCGUCGUUGCGGGAAGUGAUUGAGAUCAAAAGCUCUCGCAAUGGAGCAGGUGGUCCGAUCAGAUCAUGCUUGGAGGACAGCACGGCGCCUGCAGCCUUCGCCUAUCCUUCUGUGGUCGAUCAGCCACCUGAGUUCUGUCAAGAAGAAGAAGACACCGCGCAGAUAUACCUACCAGGUGAGGAUGACUACUCGUUCCAGGAGACGAGCCCUGGCUCGCAAUGGAGCGGGUGGCCGUACAUCACUGCCGAAGCGGCGUCCUUACGCUACUUUGGCAUGUUAGCCACCGACGCGGCGGAAGGCGUGCUGAUAUCGCCCAUACUACCGCAAGUUUCGGCAUUGCUUGAUAUUGCGAACGUACCGCAAGCAAGUGCGACUACUGCAGUAUCGGUAUCUUGCCUGGCGGAAACUGUAAUCACAUUGGAUGGCACAUAUGUAAGCUCUGAUACCGUCACUCUCACUGACCUUGAAGUGGCACUACUGGAGCACUUUGUGCAUCACUUGAGCCUGUGGAUAGAUCUCACAGAUCCCGAGCGCUCAUUCGCUACUAUCGUGCCGUCUAUGGCACUUCAAAACCAAGGCCUGAUGUCCGCCAUACUUGCACUUUCUUCUCGCCACAUGUCGCUGAAAGUUUCAUCCUCACCGUCGAUCAUCCCAUUCGAUUUGCCGCGAAAUACAGCCGUGGAGUACUACAAUGCGACUCUGCGAUACUUGCAGCAUGCCAUGAAAGAUGCGUUAUACCUCCGCUCAGACGAGCUGCUCGCAACAGUGCUAAUAAUCUCUACUUACGAGAUGAUUGACGGUAGCGGCAGUGGCUGGGAGCGUCACCUCAAAGGUGUCUUCUAUAUUCAACGAUCGCAGACAAUUCAUGGUGAGAGCACGGGCUUGAAGAAGGCAAUUUGGUGGGCGUGGUUGCGGCAGGAUGUUUGGGCUGCACUCAAGGAGCGGCGCAAGAUACUGAGCUUUUACAAGCUGACACGAAAGUGUGCCGAACUCGACUUCUGGGGUCUCGUCAACAGAUCUGUGUUUCUGCUAGGCCAGUGCAUUAAUUACGCAAGCGAUACGGAGACAGCUUCUGGAAAGAUUGUUAUUCAGACACGAAUCAGCAGAGGCAAUGCUUUGUGCAACGACCUGGCUGAAUGGCACGCCUUCUUCUCGUUCCAUGACAGACGGCUUCCGGUGACUAGUCAGCAGCAGGGCCCCAUCAAAGCCAUCUGGAUCAAUCCCUCUGCAGCCAGUCUCGCCGUCCAGGUGCAUGCUCUUGCUCGCCUGCUCCUUCUGGAAUGUAUGCCUGCCCUCGGCGGCAUGAAAGAAAUUGCUCAGCGGAAGAACGAUUUUGAGAAAGCCAGAGACGCGGUCAUCGGUAUUGCUAUGCGUACCACAGAUCCUGCGGCGGUCAUGAUUUCGACAAUGUGUUUGUAUGCAACUGGAAUUAACACAGAAAAAGUCGAAGUCAGGACAAUCAUUCUGGACUUGCUGCGUGAACACCAGCGGACCACAGGAUGGCCGAGUAACGACAUGGCGGUCGAGCUCGAACAGACGUGGUCGGAAUCUGAAGGCACCAAGUACUUCACAUGA